Messenger RNA from Rhodamnia argentea, 861 nucleotides. RefSeq names its product LRR receptor-like serine/threonine-protein kinase FEI 1. The transcript has 2 exons. The record is from RefSeq and is a predicted model, not a curated record. Gene Ontology annotation, molecular function: ATP binding; protein kinase activity. The coding region runs from base 1 to 861 and encodes 286 amino acids. NCBI's taxonomy places the organism in Eukaryota, Viridiplantae, Streptophyta, Magnoliopsida, Myrtales, Myrtaceae. Gene Ontology annotation, biological process: protein phosphorylation.
AUGGAUUUUGCAACCACGAUGCACGAUGAGACGAAAAACAGUGCCGUGGUGCCGUGGCAACCGCAAGGAGAUCCAGCUAUGCCAAAGGGUCGAGGAUCCAGCGAUGGAUUCAGCACCAGUGGGGAGGCCAUUAGCGAGAAGAGCAGCUACAUCGUUUGCGAAGAGGGUGCAGAGGAGAGGGAAAGAGGCGAGGGACCAUCGGCCUUUCAUUGCUGCCCGUGCGAUCUGUUGGUGGUCGGGUUCAGGACCAAGGCGGGUCUGAUCUCCGGCCUGUCGCCAAAAAAGUUCAACCCGAGCACCAGUGCAGCGGAAAUAACUGGGUGGACCUCGUGGGAUUGGGGUGUGGCCAGUGGAUUAGCGUAUAUGCAUGGAUUACCGACGCCGAUCAUUCACAGAGACAUCAAGGCGAGCAAUGUGCUACUGGAUGCCGAUUUCGAGGCGCACAUAGCUGAUUUUGGGCUGGCGAGGACAAUCGAGGCCUCGCAAUCCCAUGUGUCCACGCAAUUCGCUGGGACCAUGGGGUAUAUGCCGCCGGAGUAUAAGGAAGGGUUCACGGCCGCGACGGUGAAGGCCGAUGUGUACAGCUUCGGGAUUCUGAUGUUCGAGAUCGCGACGGGUCAGAGGCCCAAUUUGCCGGUGAUGGAUAAGGGAGAGCAGGUCGGGCUAGUUGUUUGGGCUCGGAACAUGGUGGAUGGGAACCGGCAGAUGGAGAUGGUCGACCCGGCCGUUCCCAGGGACGGUCUGGUCAAAGCGAGUGUGAAGGAGUUCUUCAACAUUGCGUGUAUGUGCACUAGCGAGCACGCCAGGAAAAGGCCAGAAAUGAGCCGAGUUCUCGAGUUAUUGGAGUCUGCAUUCAGAUGA